Culicoides brevitarsis is the source of this 3606-nucleotide messenger RNA. RefSeq lists its product as uncharacterized. Gene Ontology annotation, cellular component: nucleus. Bases 440 to 3406 code for a protein of 988 amino acids. The record is from RefSeq and is a predicted model, not a curated record. Gene Ontology annotation, molecular function: DNA-binding transcription factor activity, RNA polymerase II-specific; sequence-specific DNA binding. The transcript is spliced from 3 exons. Gene Ontology annotation, biological process: regulation of transcription by RNA polymerase II. Lineage: Eukaryota; Metazoa; Arthropoda; Insecta; Diptera; Ceratopogonidae.
GCGAGAAGUCCGUACUGUGCUAAAAAUUAAAAAUAAAAUGGAAAACGGCCGAGUUAAUUCCACAAAUUAUCGCUAAACGACAGUUUAGAGUUCCAUCGCGGCGUGAAUUGUGAAAAACCCCGUGAAAACUGAACUAAUCAAAGAAAAAUCGCAAAAAUAAAAGAACUGUGUGCUUCAGUGUGUGUAUAUGUGUACUUAACAACUUUUGUUGCUUUUUUACACCAAGUACCAAGUACACAACGUAAAUUUUUCCUUUUGACCACAAGAAAAGCCAUUUGCUGAAACAAGAAACAUCGAGUGCUAAUCAUCCAGCAGCCCCGAACGCUUUAUUUGGGUCGCGAGCUAUUUAUUGGAAAAGAGAGAAUCACCAGAGAAUUACUUUCUUCGUCACUAAUCAAUUUCAAUGGAAUCUAGAUAUUGUAAAUAAUCAUCACACGUCAUGAACCCCGUAGUAGAAACUUUGGUCAUUGAGACCGUCGUUGAGACAGCGCCAAUAAUCGCCGAUUGUGAUGACUUCCAAUGCGUUGCAGAGGAAGAUGAUCCCCUAAGUGAUCCGUUGUCCACGAACGACACGCCCGAAAAAGAUGAAUUUCCGUCAAUUAACGACGAAGAAGACGACGAAAGUCAAACAACUGACAAAGAAAAGGACCAAACUAUUCGACUAGUUAAUGUAAAAGAGCUUACAGAUAGUAAAAUUGAAAUUUCGUGCGAAACAAAGGCACUUCCCGUAAAACGACCAGAACCACAACCAUCGUGCUCGAAAGCGAGCGAACCAAAUUUCGAGUUUGACGACUUGGAAGACUUGAUUGAAUCGAGUCGCAUCGAAACGAGUUUCAAUAAGAAGAAAUUCCAAGAAGAACCGCGACCUUCGACGUCUAGUGCAUUGACGAGCGGCGACGAAACAUGGAAAUUACAGGAAAUUAUCGACGAGACAUCGAUUGCGUCAUCGGUCGAUAGUGACAUAACUUCAAAUGACGCUCCUCUAGAGGCGGAAAAUGCUGAACUCGUCGAUGAUGAGGAGAAAAAGUCUCGUUUUGAUGACGAGACAUCCGUUUCUUCAUUUUUAUUGGAAGACUUUGAGGACCAAAUAACACAAAAUGUCGUGAAUAAGAGUAACGUUAGUCAAAGUAGCUCGCAAAUUGAACAAAUUGAAUCAUCGUUAGAUGAAGAACCAGAAUUGACACAAACGAAAGACGCAAAAGAACAAGUCGAAGUAACUGUGAUAAGUGAAGACAUGAAAGAAAAGCCAGAAAUUGAGACAAAAGAAGAAGAACAAGAAGAGAAACAGACACAGCCAGUAGAAAUAUUACCAGAAGUGGAUAAGAUUUCAAGUGAAGUUGCUGUGACGGAUGAAUCCAAACCAGAAAACGAAGCAAAAGUUGUGAUGACAGAAAAACCAGAAAUCGUAAUUCCCGAACCGUGUAUGACAGAACAAAAAGAAACAAGUGAAUCUUUCCAAGUUAUCGAAGUUACAAGCGAAAUUGUGCCAGAUCAAGUGAAUCUCUCGUGUCCUAGUAGUAGUAGCAAUGUUAUCAAUACACGAGAAGUAGAAGACUCGCUUGCCGUAAUUGUUGAAGCUGUGGACUUGAUACAAUCAACGUCGACAGAUGUCAAUAAGCCCGUUCCGUCAUCGUCAACUGGCGAAACGACUCGCGACGAAGAAGAUGGCGGUUUACGGAGUGACGGAUCCGACAGUGGUUUGGGUUCCGAGCCAUCGCACAACGGUUCUGCCUUGCUGGACAAAAGUUUAUCCGCCACCGCAACCACAAAACUACCGGAUCCGCCUGCCAAGGGCAAUCUCAAACGUCGUUCCUCCGAACAAAUCGACACGUGCAGCGAAAUUGGCACGAAACGCAGCAAGAAAGGCAUCCAGUUCGAAGGUGUCACGGUAUAUUCGUUUCCGCGCCAACAGGGAUUCAGUUGUGUGCCUUCGCAGGGCGGCUGUACGCUUGGCAUGGCAAAUCAGCAUUGUGGCGUCAAGUAUUACACGUUGACGGAGCAUUCGGCGGAGCAGCGACGAAACCAUCGACAACAGUUGGCGGAGAUGAAUCCACGUAGUUCGAGUAGUGACGAUUCCGAUAGCGAAUACGAGCCAACAGAUAGCAGUAGUGAAGCGGAUAGUGAAGUUUAUGGAUUUUUGCAGCCAGUUUCGGCGCGACAACGACGAGCCUUGCUCAAAUCGGCGGGCGUGCGAAAGAUCGAUACCACAGAAAAAGACGAUUGCAAGAUGAUCCGGACGUCGCGCGAAGUUUGCGGGUGUACGUGUCGCGUUUAUUGUGAUCCCGAUACAUGUGCCUGUAGUCUCGCGGGAAUCAAGUGCCAAGUGGAUCGUCCGAAUUUUCCGUGUGGAUGUACAAGAGAGGGUUGUGGUAAUGUCGUGGGUCGCGUGGAAUUCAGUCCGAUGCGUGUGCGAACGCAUUACAUUCACACCGUGAUGCGAUUGCAAAUGGAGAACAAGUCGGAACGACUGCGAAGUUCUACAAAUGCCGCGUCGACAGCUUCUAGCAAUAAUUACAAGGCAUGGCAGCAGCAACAACAACAGCAACAAUCAAAUGUUCGACAACUUCCUUCAAGUAGCUCCAAUAGCAGUGGAAACGCUUGUAGUGUUGAUGGACGAGCGAUAGACGAAACGCAACAACAGCAGCAGCAACACUGUGAUUUUAGCCUAAUUUACGAUAAUCAUAGUAGUAUUAAUACGGAAAUCGUUCCCUCGUCAAACGCCGCAUCACCCGCAUAUUCAUCAUACCAAAGUGACACGACCUCGUCUUAUGUCAACCAUAUCAUUGAGUAUGUGCCCAAACCCUCAACGUCGUACGCCACCAAUGCCAAUUACGAUCCCAAUAACGCUUACAUGACUUCCUAUGUCGAGCCGCAAUCGCAACAGCAGCAGCCGCAGCAACAACAGUACCUAGAAGUCGUUUCUUACGACACCAUGCAAACGCCCACGUAUCAAUUACAUUCCUACGACCAUCACUCGUACGCAAUGCCGCCACAACAGAUGAAUUACGCAACUUACCAUCAUCAUCCGUAUCCCACGAGCACGGCGGCAUCAUCUUACAUCGCAUAUCCCAAUUCGACGAGUAACGGAUACCUUCAGAGCCAUAUCCAACUGUGUGACCAACCCAUGACGACGACUUACAACCCGAACCAAACACAAAUUGUGUCGAACACGAUUAUUAAUGCCACGCCAUCGACGUCGCAACAACUCUACGAAACGUCCCCGGCAGUCGUUGUGCAACCAAAUACCAAUGUCCUUCCCGUUAUCAAUGGGAAACAACAAUUUGAGCCUACAAAUCCAAAUCCGCAGCAGCAACAACAACAAAUGGUCGUCACCGCGAACGGCAACACGAACGAGAAUUUGUGCGAAAUCAUCAAAAAGGGGAUUGUUGAGACAGUCUCCGGAUGAGAGACCAACUUUGACUCAUUUUAAAUUAUUUUUAAGAUAAAUUUGUAUGUUUUAUACAAAAAUUUGUUACUUUUUUGAAAGACUCUCAAAUUUUAAUGGAUGCUAAAGUCCUGCCCAACAAUAUUUUGUUCUUUUUUUUUUGUAAAAUUAUUUAGUCUGAUAGGUUUAUGAAUGUUGUUGCCAGAAAAACACAGUUGAAA